Ilex paraguariensis (yerba mate) is the source of this 250-nucleotide messenger RNA. NCBI's taxonomy places the organism in Eukaryota, Viridiplantae, Streptophyta, Magnoliopsida, Aquifoliales, Aquifoliaceae. The record is from the annotation of a GenBank genome assembly.
AAGGAAUAGACCGGUGAGGAACUUCCUUGACUUUCUAACCCCUGCCACCAUCCUCGAGCCUACUCCUAUUAUAGAUCCUACCUCUCCGCCUUCGGCUGCUUCUACUCGACUUACUAAAACUGAGCCUAAGUUGAUCAUCAUUCCAAACGACGAGGUUGAGGCGCCUACACACAACACAAUUGGACCUCACUUCUCAAUCAAAAAGUCCCUCAGCCUAUUCAUACUACUUCCAACAUUCUUCUCGACAUAA